Messenger RNA from Rhinichthys klamathensis goyatoka, 2001 nucleotides. It is a transcript of the gene abcf2a, whose product is annotated as ATP-binding cassette, sub-family F (GCN20), member 2a. The coding region runs from base 160 to 2001 and encodes 613 amino acids. Gene Ontology annotation, molecular function: ATP binding; ATP hydrolysis activity. The record is from RefSeq and is a predicted model, not a curated record. The transcript is spliced from 15 exons. Lineage: Eukaryota; Metazoa; Chordata; Actinopteri; Cypriniformes; Leuciscidae.
AUCUGAUUGGCUGCCGUGCCGGUAUUGGUGACACGCGCCUCACACCGCUUGUAGCGCGCGUCAUGAGAUGAGACCGCUUCUCCGGUGCUGCUAGUAGCGCUUCGUCAGGAAUAGAUCUAGAUUUUCAGAAGUGCUCCGUUCCUGUGAUCUGCAGCUAAAAUGCCAUCCGAUUUAGCAAAAAAGAAGGCGGCAAAGAAAAAAGAAGCAGCCAAAGCUCGCCAACGUACAAAGAAGCCAGAGGAUGGAGUAGAUGGUGAUGAAGAGAAACCGGAGGACCAGCAGAAUGGAGCAGCUGAGUUCAAUGGGGUUGCCAGUUUGACGAAGGAGCUGGAUGAGUUUGAGCUGAAGAAAACUGAGGCCCGUGCAGUGACUGGCGUGUUGGCAUCUCAUCCCAACAGCACUGAUGUGCACAUCAGCAGCUUGUCUCUCACCUUUCACGGACAGGAGCUGCUCAGUGACACUAGUUUGGAGCUCAACUCUGGCCGUCGAUAUGGCCUUAUCGGACUCAAUGGAACUGGAAAAUCAAUGCUGCUGUCAGCAAUUGGUCACAGGGAGGUGCCGAUUCCAGAGCACAUAGAUAUCUACCACCUGACCCGUGAGAUGGCACCAAGUGAGAAGACCGCUCUGCAGUGUGUGAUGGAGGUAGAUGAGGCGAGGAUCCAGCUGGAGAGAGAGGCUGAACGACUAGCUCAUGAGGACUCUGAAUGUGAGAAGCUGAUGGAGCUGUAUGAGCGUUUGGAGGAACUGGAUGCUGAUAAAGCGGAAAUGAGGGCCUCGCGGAUCCUCCACGGUCUGGGCUUCACUGCUGCCAUGCAGCAGAAGAAACUCAAAGACUUCAGCGGUGGCUGGAGGAUGCGUGUUGCUCUUGCUCGAGCACUGUUCCUCAAGCCUUUCAUGUUGCUGUUGGAUGAGCCAACAAACCACCUGGACUUGGAUGCAUGUGUGUGGCUGGAGGAAGAGCUCAGCCAGUUUAAAAGAAUUCUGGUUUUAAUAUCCCAUUCCCAGGACUUCCUCAAUGGCGUUUGUACCAACAUUAUUCAUCUGCACCAGCGCAAGCUUAAAUAUUACACGGGUAAUUAUGACCAGUAUAUAAAGACCAGAGAGGAACUGGAGGAGAAUCAGAUGAAGCGGUUUAACUGGGAGCAGGACCAGAUAACGCACAUGAAGAACUACAUUGCUCGGUUUGGUCACGGAUCUGCCAAGCUGGCCAGACAAGCUCAGAGUAAAGAGAAGACGUUACAGAAGAUGGUCGCCUCUGGUCUUACUGAGCGUGUUGUGAAUGACAAGACCCUGUCAUUUUAUUUUCCUCCCUGUGGGAAGAUCCCCCCUCCCGUCAUUAUGGUUCAGAAUGUCAGCUUCAGGUAUUCGGAUAAUACGCCGCAUAUUUAUAAUAACCUGGAGUUUGGAAUUGACUUGGACACACGGGUGGCCCUUGUAGGGCCCAAUGGGGCUGGCAAAUCUACUUUGCUGAAGCUCCUUGCUGGAGAGCUCCUGCCUUCAGAUGGUAUGAUUAGAAAACACUCCCAUGUGAAGAUUGGGCGAUAUCAUCAGCAUCUAACAGAGCAAUUGGAGCUUGACCUUUCACCUCUGGAAUACAUGAUGAAGUGUUACCCUGAGAUUAAGGAGAAGGAAGAGAUGAGGAAAAUCAUUGGCCGCUAUGGACUCACUGGCAAACAGCAGGUGAGCCCCAUUAGGAAUCUGUCUGAUGGGCAGAAGUGUCGUGUCUGCUUUGCCUGGCUGGCCUGGCAGACUCCCCACAUGCUCUUUCUUGAUGAGCCGACCAAUCACCUUGACAUUGAAACCAUUGAUGCUCUGGCUGAGGCGAUCAACGAAUUUGAGGGUGGAAUGAUGCUGGUUAGCCACGACUUCAGGCUUAUUCAGCAGGUGGCUCAGGAGAUCUGGGUUUGUGAAAAGCAGACCAUCACAAAAUGGACCAGGGACAUUCUGGCUUACAAGGAACACCUAAAAUCAAAAAUCGAUAAACAGAUGCAUGACUUAUAG